Messenger RNA from Lactuca virosa, 1074 nucleotides. NCBI's taxonomy places the organism in Eukaryota, Viridiplantae, Streptophyta, Magnoliopsida, Asterales, Asteraceae. The record is from the annotation of a GenBank genome assembly.
CGUUUAUCAAGUUAUCAACCUCCAAUGGCCGACAACAACCACCGUCGAGAAGAAGAAGCCGACGAGUCAGAACUCUACUCCGGCUGGGCCGAUUUGACUCACGAGUGCCUCCUCAACAUCCUUACCCGCCUCACUGUCGAGGAUCGAUGGCGAGGCAUCAUGCUUGUCUGCAAGUCAUGGCUUCAGGCUUCCAAGGAUCCUUCUCUUCACUCCGUCUUCGACCUCGAAUCUUCUUUCGAAUCAUCUUUCGAAUCGCGCCCACGUGAAUCGUUUCGCUGGUGGACUCCUCAAUUCGAGAGAAAAAUCGAUAAUAUGCUCCGAUCUGUUGUGAAUUGGAGCGAUGGAGGCCUUACUAAAAUCAGGGUUAGACACUGUUCCGAUCGCUCACUUUCUCUCGUUGCUCAAAGGUGCCCUAACCUUGAAGUACUAUCGAUCAAGAGCUGCCCAAAUGUUACAGAUGAAUCCAUGGUAAAAAUAGCAUCCGAGUGCCCAAAACUUCAAGAACUCAACAUAAGCUUUUGCUAUGAAAUCUCUCACAAAUCUCUACUCACACUGGGAAGAAAAUGCACCAAUCUCAAAAUCCUAAAACGUAACUUCAUGAAUGAUUUGGACCCUUCACGACACUUAGGAAUCGUACCCAGUGACUAUCUAAACGCCUGCCCUCAAGAUGGUGAUUCAGAAGCUGCUGCAAUUGGAACCCUAAUGCCUCAAUUACUUCACCUUGAACUUCAAUUCUCCAAGCUAACAGCUAAAGGCCUUGCUUUGAUUUCUAAAGGGUGUCAAAACCUUGAGUAUAUUGAUCUAUCAGGAUGUGUCAAUGUAACUAGCCGAGAUAUUGCAAAUUCUACUUCGAAUUUGACCAAAUUGAAGACUGUUAAGAAGCCUAAUUUCUAUAUUCCAAGGUCAGCUUUUCAGGGUGAAAGAUAUGGUCAUUGGAGUUUGUAUGAUGAAAGAUUCCAAACGGAUGCUUUUCGUAUUUGAUCUUAAAUGCAAAAAAUAACAAGGUUCUUUUAUUGGAGUUUGUAAUGUAAUUGAUGUUGUCAUAUAGAUUGUUGUAUCAUGAUUCAAGAACAU